This is a messenger RNA of Trichoderma harzianum CBS 226.95, 1332 nucleotides long. RefSeq lists its product as hypothetical. The record is from RefSeq and is a predicted model, not a curated record. Lineage: Eukaryota; Fungi; Ascomycota; Sordariomycetes; Hypocreales; Hypocreaceae. Bases 1 to 1332 code for a protein of 443 amino acids. The transcript is spliced from 3 exons.
AUGUGUAAUGUUGUGUUUUCUGUCAUCCAGCAGAAACAGGCUCUCGGGUUGAAAUUGAGUUUGCUUCCCGUGGAGCCAUCAACGUCAAUGGCUGCUCUGCUCUGCUCUCACCAAUAUAGCCCCCGAGUCACAACUAUCCGCAACGGCGCUGGCAGGCUUCGUCUCCUUGUCCCCCUUGCUUCGACGUGUCGUAUCGUGUCGUCCAUCUUUACACCGAAGACAACGAAAAGAAAGAGGUUUGCGUCGGCACUACACCAAGCAUCCAUCCGAAGCCAUCAUCUCGUACGACUCUUCUCAUGCAUAUUCACGCACGCUUUCCCCCGUGGGACCCCCCUCAGCAACUUGAUUGUCUCCGCUCCAACUCCUCCUUCUCGCGCCAAUACACGCCGGCGGGGAAGCGCUCUCGAUGUCGAUCUCUGCUUCUUUCUCUUUGCUGCUGGAGCACAUGUCGAUUCUCGUUCGCUGCACUACAUGGCGCUUGUCAGCCCUUGCUCUCGCUUUGCUCCUCAUCGCCUAUCGACGAUGCCCAUUGAGGUUAUCCCUCGCCGUGGAUUUCCACAUCAACCACUCACAGCCAAGCCACACACACGGCUAUCGGAUCCAGGCGCCAAGUCUCAGCCAGAAGACGGGCCGACACUUGGACGAGCAUUUGCGCGCUUUUCCCGUCGGCACCAGCAACAGCAACAGCAGCCAAGCCAGGGGUGGCUCGGUUCGGUUCACGAUGCCUCGUUUCGGCGUCGUUUUCGCCCAGCCCCUGAUAGGGCAAAUGGUGAGAUUCCACUGCCAGCACUUCAACGCCGUACUUUGUACAUCGUCAGAAUAGCAGCCACGUUGCAGCAGAGCCCCCUGACGGCAAAUGAAAACGUGGUGCAAGGAGCUCACCGCAAUACGCCACGGGUAUCUCUCUGCGCAGUCAAGUCGACUCUCUCUCUCUCUCCUUCGUCUCUCAUGCAGAUCAGCUCCCUCCGGCCUUGUUCGCCUGUCCCCGGAACGGCGGACCCAAUUGGCAUUGACGCUGCAUUGUCGCGGGUCCACUGCGUUAGCAGGUACUUGCAUCCUCCCCAACGUUACCUUGCGAAUGCUUGGGACUUUUUAUCAACUCCACGGCUAUUCCCCCGAGCUCCCAAAAGCAGCGCCUCCGCCGGCUCCGUAGGGGCGGAUCCACCGCACCGCCGUAACAAACCGGCCAACCAGUUGAGCUCCGUGAGCCAUCAUGGAGCCACCGUUUCGUCUUGGCGGCAUAAUAGUGAACAUGGGGGGAGCAGGUUAGCAGGCUUGACAGGCAAAAAGGGCGCAAAAGCGGCAGAGACCGGGGGUGGUUGCUUAGGCUGA